CUUCAGGGUGCGCGCACGAGAUGCUCCGCAGCGCGAGACGGACGAACGUAUAAUCUGCGCGCUCACGACAGGAACGGAUUUGCUGUCCUACACGAGUAGUAGCAGCAGCAGCAGCAGCAGCAGCAGCAGCAGCAGCAGCGCACUAGUAAUAUCAGCGAUCGAAAAGGGGUCUAACCGAUUCCGCGAUCACUUGACAUUCUUGUGCAAAGAAGGCGUGAGAAAGUGUGCGAUGACCAUGGAUGUGAUGUUCGACCUCUCCUUUGUAGUGCCCGCGGUUUUAUUCACUAUUCUUGCAGUGAUCUUAGCCUCAUCGCUUCUCGGCAAGAACCGCGCUCCAGUCCCCAAGUGCGACCACCAGCGUGUGCACGACGCUCCCGCCGAGCGUGUCCCAGCAGAAGAUGAAAUCCGCGGCGAAGUGAGGCAGGCUGCUGCCCCUCGAGAAGAAGUUCAAGAAGUUCAGGCAGAAGCGGAGACUGGCGUCACAGGGGGCGAUGAAGAGGAGCCGGAGGCGACGGCAGGGCCCCCUGUGGUGGAGAACGUGGGAGCUGUCAAAGAGGAGCCCCUCGGCGAAGCCAGGACGAAGGACGACGGACAGGAGACCAUCUUAAAACCAGUAUCUGCACCUACAUGGAAGGAGGAACCCAAUGCUGAACCCAUGCUUGCACCUGUCCUAGAGAGCCUGCCUCCCCCUGACACUGAGAAAGAAAUCAAUGCUGAAGCUACCCCUACAGCCACUUCUGGAACAGUGCCACCCUCUCAACCUGAACAAGACCCUCUCUCUGAGCCUACUGCAUCUGCUAGUUCUGAAUUACAGACUCUUACAGUGCUCACCCCUCAGUCCACAUUUGAACCUUGCCCUGAACAGAUCCCAGAAUCAUCCCAGCUCCCCCUCCAAGAGAUUGCAGCAGAGUCCAGUCCAGUGAAGGUGCCAACCAUGAGAAAUAAUGAUGCAGCACCACCUUUGUCACAAGAGGAGGAAGAAGCUCUGAAGUAUGUCCCUGGGAAGCUUAGAACUAGCCAGUUUGAGAAGCUAAUGACCAAGGAAGAGUUGGAGGAGGAGCAAAGGGUACAAAAGGAACAACUGGCUGCCAUUUUUCAGCUAUUGAGAGACAACAAGGAGACCUUUGGAGAGGUUACAGAGGUGGACGUGGAGGAACAGCUCAAACUCUACUCCAUCUAGACCCCGAUGCCCUUUACCAAAAGUAACAUGGAAAGGAGGGACUGGUAUGAAAGUAGGAGCUGGUGUCAGUGGGAAUGCAAAGGCCAUAAGAUAAGACUUGAACGGUGGUUCAAUCCUUACAGUGGACCUGUGAAUAUAUAUUUUGGGGUGGUGGUCACAGACUUUAGUUCCAGCUACUGUUUUUUUCCUGCUUAUUCAAAGUACAUUCACAGUAGAGAAAAGAUCAAAUUUGCUAUAAUGUAAAUGCAAUUAAAGGGUUUUUCUGAUUCAUGAAAAUAUCAGGCUACUGAGAAUAUCAUGAAAAUGCUGAGUGUUUGGUGUAUUCUUGCUAGAACUGUAACGAGUAGAGUGUACCGAUGUCGUCAGCAAGGUCUUUGAAUGGAACUGGGACCUUUUACCUGUUCUGUUGACAGUUUGAUGGAGAAAAAUAAGUACAUAUCAGUUAUUAGGGGAGUACAUCACUAACUUCUGGUGGAAUUUGAAACGGUGUUAAUUUCGCACUGAUCCGCUGUCCCUUUUUUUAAAAAAAUAGACGUGUGUGUGUGUGUGUGUGUGUAGACUGGACUAUUAGGUACAAGAUGAUAUGCUUUCAUUAGUCAGCAUUAGCCUCAUGCUUUGUGCACAUGCUAUGAAGAACAGUAACAGCACAUUAGUUUGUGCAAAUGGAUAUAAAACUCUUGACAUUCCUCUUAGCUUGCAUAUUUUACACAAAACCCAGUCAGCAGUUGUCGUCAAAUUUGUUGGCAUCCAAGCAAUUGUAAUCAUGUAUCUUAACAUUAAACAAAUAGUGCUAAUUUUAUUAGUUUCACUGACAACUUUAAAUUUGAAUUUUUUUAAAAAAAUCAAAGCUUAGCAUUUUGUAUAGAAAAAAGCUUGGACAAAAUUAUUGGGACCCAAAAUUCAGUACUUAGUUGCACAACCCCUGACUGCUUCUUAUAAAAAUUAGUUUUGUCCUUCCUUUGUAUUUAUGUCCUUCCAUAGAAAUUUUUCCUCACUCUUCAACUGCAAAUAUUUCUUAUUCUUCAACUCCUCAAAUGUUGGACCUGACAUGUUGAUCCAAAAUGAGCUCUAACAUUUUCAGGUUUCACAAUGCCACAUACAUAUAUUCAUUGCCCCAGUCCCAGAGGCAACCGAGCAACCCUGUGGCAUUGUGAAAUUGAAACUGGAUCUCAGUCAAAGGUCCAGAGUAUUUCAGCAGAAUAAUGAUGCAAAACAUAAAUCCAAAAUCAUUCAGGAAUGAUGCAGCAAGUAAUUGACUGAUUCUUUGAUGCCAAUGAUUUUGUCCAAGCCUUUUUUUUCU
Molecule: messenger RNA, 2480 nt
Organism: Scleropages formosus (Asian bonytongue)
Lineage: Eukaryota; Metazoa; Chordata; Actinopteri; Osteoglossiformes; Osteoglossidae
Product: FILIA-N KH-like domain-containing protein
Exons: 4
Coding region: 230-1180 (316 amino acids)
Source: RefSeq, a predicted model, not a curated record